AGAAGUUGGUGGGAGGGUUGCAGGAAGGUUGAGUGAGACACAGAUGGAGAGAGAGAGAGAAACUGAAAAGCAUUUAGUGAGUUCAGAGAAGGACUGAAUGUGUUGGUGAGUGAAGAGAAAAAGAAGAGGACGGAGACAAAGACAGAGAGGGUGGACCUUUUCCUUCAUUUUUUCCCCCUGCACACAUCCAUUGAAGCAUCUCCCCUCCUCCCCUCUCCACAGGUGGAGGGACUGUGACGCUGACUGCCUGACUAUCUCGUCUCAUUAUCAUUCCCCAACCCCCUCCAUCCGUCUCACACUACAGCUGGAUAAGCCAACCACUACCCAGCUCAACAUUCUUUUACAGAGCCAGGAUUUGAAGAUUGCAUCCUCACAGUUGUAAUCAGAUGUAGGAGAGGAUUAUCUCAAGGUCUCCUCCAUCUUGUGCACAGCUGAAGGCUGCAGAGACAAAGGAGGCAGAGGAGAGGGGGCUGUGGAGGAGAGCGGAGAGGGAUCACAAGCAUCUCAGUGAAGGGGAGUGAAAGAUAGAGAGAGGUCACCUGUGGAUGUGAGGAGAAAGUGGAGGAUGAAAGCUUUCUAAGAAACUGCACCCAUCAUCUGACUCAUCUGUGACGAAAAGGAAACGGGGGGUAACAAAACCUCAGCAUCAAGUGGUUCACUGUGAAAGGUAAGCUGGAGGAUAAUAAUGUUGAAAGUUCUCUUCUCUGAAUACACUGACUUGGUAUGUUCAAUUCUUCAUACCUGCAGCAUGUGAUUAUUGCAUAUAAGUAUUCUUUUAUCCCUAAAUUAAGUUAAGCUCUUCAGAUGCAGAUAUGUGAGACAUUAAACAUGGAUGUACUCCAAGCAAGAACCCACUUGCACAAUAAUAGUUCAGUAUACUUGUAUUUGAAUUUCAAAUUUUAUUUUCCAAGGAUGUGACAAAGAGAAUAAUAUGAGUUUUAUGCCAUCUUGCACACAGUUUUAGUCUGGUUUAUUUUGCUUUGCAUAAUGUUGUUGCUUUCGUUGGUGAUCUUGCUUUGCACACUAUUCCUUUAAAGGACACCCAGCAUACUGUACGUAUCCAAAAAGAAAAAGAGAAAAAUAAACCAACAAAGCUGAGAUUGAUCUUUUUUCAUUCAUGUCUUUCUGCAAUUAGGUCAAAUAUGAUGAUGAUGAUGACUUUUUUGCUUUGUGCAGGUAAGGACACUGUAACAUCUCUGUGAAGCAACUUCAGGCAGGGAGUGCAAAGGGUCUGCCAAAGACAUGCAUGUUACUGAGUGUGGUUUGCUGGUGGUCAGAAGUGAUUACUUUGGGGUGGCUCUGAAUGGUUUAAGGUUACUCUGUGGUUUCAAAGUUGUAAUAUGGCUGUCUUUUGAGGAGCUUUCAGUGAUUCAGCGGGCUUAAAUAAGAUUAGUUAUGAAGAGGAAUACAACAUGUAGUUUAAAAGCAUGUUGAGUCAUCAAAAUGAUGGGAAAAGCUUGAUUAGAUAAAAGUCCAUUUACCAUUUUACCAACAACCAAUGUUCUAACAGAGGUUUUGAAAAUUUUUAGGUUUUGCGCAUUAUUUAAACCUUACAUUGAACUGAAAUUAGAGCAAAAGCAACGUAACAAAUCUUGAUGGUUCUGUUGUUUCAUGAAAAAUAUAUGCAUUUUAUUCUCAUCAUUUCAAUUUGCCUUGAUGCCAAUUACACACUGCUGCACAAUGUUAACUGUUGUGUGGCAUCAGCUGUUCUUCAAACUGCGCUGUGUAAAUUUGUGAAAGUAAAGACCAGUGUCUCGGGUUUCCAAAGUGUAAUGUUGUCAUAUUCUUGCCUGUUUUAGGAUUUGAGCUGCUCAUUAUAGGGUAUGUCAUUACAUGAUGACAAAUGCUCCAGGCAAGUCAGGACUGCAGGUAGAUCUGUUUCUCAGCAGGACUCUUCUACUACAGAGCCAUGCUGUUGUAUUCCCUGUUGUCAGACUGUGGUUUGUCAUUGUCUUCCUGAAAUAUGAAGGUCUUCCCUGAAAACGUCUUUGUCUGGAUGGCAGCAGAUGUUGCUCCUAAACCUGUAGAUACAGUAUGUUAAGCAUUAAUGGAGCCUUCACAGAUGAGGAAGCUAACCAUGUCAUGAGCACAUAUGGUCCUCGUUCUCUCUGGAUUGCUGAUGGUUAACUUGUGUGCUGACAAUAAUGAGGCCACAUGGUCCCUUCUCUAUUACAAAGGAUGCAGCGUCCAUGAUUUCCAAGAGAAAUGUCAGUUUCCCCCCCCCCCUUAGUUCAUCUAAAUGUGUUUGGUCACCAGCUUUUGUGGCUCACAUUUAUAAACAGUAUGUUGUUUCCUCUAUGCACUGUAAAGUUUAAACCUGCAUUUGUGGAGGCGAUGAUGAACAGUACCAACAAUAAUGACACAUUUUAUUCAUAAGCACCUUUCCAAACACUCAAGGUCACUUUACAGCUGAUAAAAACAGCAAUAUAAAACAGUGAGAUAAAAGCACAGUGGACUCUUCUACUAUAGAGGCGACUACAGUGGAUUAUGGCGGUGAUUUGGAGCCCAUGCAGUGAUUUUCAUCACAGAGUCAUCUCUGUUUUUAAUGCAGUGCAACCUUAAGGUCAAAAGAUGGCCAUGGCCAUCGAGAAUGAAUUUUUGGCUUCUAACUUUUCUCCAGAUCUUCUAAAUCUUUUAAUGAUGUUUUGUAUUGGUGGAGGAAUCCACCAAUAAUCUACAACUUCCCGUUGAAAAUGAUUUUCAAGAAGAUGCUGAAACUCUAACAAAUUGACUAAUCUCCUCCCAGCUUCACUUCUGAGAGACUCUGCCUCAUUUUUCAUGAAAAAAAAAUUAGAUGCAGUAUUCGAAUCUUGCUCUAUUCUUAUUUGCAGACCAUCACAUUUGCUUAAUUAACAUUUGAACAGCGUGACAAACGUUUAUGAAUAUGUGCACUUAUAUUCUUUUGUGUUGUCGGGUGUGAACUUUUGCUGUCAGGUGUCCUUGGACAGCCUAAUUUAAAAACCACCGUCAUCCAGUCAAAUGUGAAAACUUGUGAUGACACAGCAGCUGUCACACACUCAAUUCUGCCAUGAUACGCUGGCACUAUGCACUAUUAUUGGUGAGGUCAGAGGUAAAACCUGACCAUUGUUUUUUCCAGACAAAUGAAUUUCUCUUUGGGGAUAAAUAAAGUAUUUGUAUUGUAUUAUAUUGUAUGUGCUACUGUGAGCUACAAUCAUCACAGCAUGAACAACAUUUAUAAGGCCAGGUUAUCUGUUGAACUCGAACCUUAUUACCUUCCUCUUGUGUAUUACCAUUGAAUUAACAGAUUGAAUAAAGUUUUACAGAGAGUUAGUUUUCGACCAUAAAUGAUCAAAGGCUGAGCUCAUGUGUUUUUCAGAGUUUUUAUUUUUUAAGUUUUACUGUGUUCUUAAGAGUUUUUCUGUAUUUUCUAUGUUCUUAGGAGUUUUUCUGUAUUUUUUGUGGUAUCUGAGCUGACCAGGUGUUGGACAUCCACAUUCUUGUUCUUUUUUAUUUUUACUUUCAUCUUCAGGUCUUCCAUGGCAGAGGCCGGGCGUCCUGUCUUGGAGCUGCACCCUUUGGGGGGAGAUGUUUCGUUGGACUCUACACUCUCUGCUCAUUCACUCCUUGACCCUGCUGUGAAGACAACAACAUCCUCUAGACCAACUGGAAGGCCAGCCUAUACCUGCCAGGAGGAGCCAAAGCAGGUUGUCAAAGAGGUCUGCGAAGACAACUCAGUGACUCUGACCAAGGAGACCAAACAUGACAGCCUGAGGGUCAGCAGUGACCCCAAUGGGAAGGACCAAUACCUGUCUGAGCACUGUGUGCCCUCUGGGUCUUCAAGCCACCAUCAUAGCCCUGCUAAGAUGCAGACAGCAUCAUAUCAGUACAACAUUGUUAUGAAUCCAAUCACUGAAAACUCUCAAGUUGGCGGGACUAUCCAGGGCAUGACCCCAGCCUCCCUGCCUGUGCUCAGUCACUCAGUCACUUUACCCAUGACAGGACAGGGAGCGCCCCUCCAAACAGAAGACAAUGAGGCUUGUGGACACGUUCACUCCACCCAAGAGGCUAAUAUUCACUCCAUGUCAUCAUACAAGCAGCCCAUGGAGUUGCAGCAGUGCAACAUUAUCAGCACAUUUCCCCGCAGGGCAAACGAUGGAGAGGGACGUGUGCAGCAGCCUCAGAGCAAAUGUGUUUGCAUGUCAUCCUGCCAGGCAGAAGUCAGAGCGGAGGCUGUGAAAGAGAAGGAACACCCUCCAGCCAAGUGUGACAAAGCCCACUGUUGUGGCUCUCAUUUCAAUAAUGCCAACUUUGAGGACACAUUUGCUGCUUACUGCCAUCCACAGCCCAUCCCUGCUCCCUCCCAGCUGCUGCAACACCUAAGAGAACCAGAGCCGAGCUGUGAGAUCCAGCGUGCAGCGGAGCCUCCUUCAGCCAUAAACCACCUCACCCUGCCUCGUCUCAUCUCCUCUGUGAGUGAGACGGGCCUGGAUGCUAAACACCUGCUGCGGUGCUGCCACCUCAACUGCUCCUGGGUGAGCACUCUACCUCCGGGGACUGGGCCGCAGUCCCAAAAACACUUGGGCUUGGAUGAGUGCUGCAGCAGUUUGGUUGGCCUUUUCAGAGCCACCACUCGAGAUAUGGGAACUAUGACAGCCAACAAAGAGCUUCGGGAUGUUGGGGUUCAAACAGGACAAACUGUCACACCUCAUGUGUUUCCUGAGAUCUGCCUGUCAGAGGACAGUAGGAGCGAGAUUUCCCACAGCCAGUCUACAAACACAGACAGCAACGGAGACAAGAAACCAGGUGGUGCUUUAAAGUCUCCAGUGAAGGAAGUGAAGUGGGAUGCAGAGGGAAUGACAUGGGAGGUGUAUGGGGCCUCUGUGGACCCGGAGGAGCUGGGCCUGGCUAUCCAGAAACACCUGGAGCUACAAAUCAAGGAGACAGCUAAACAUGCAGCUAAGCUAUCACGCCAGAACACCAACACGUCUAGGCAGAGCCGAAACAACGGCUGUCAAAGGAAGAAGAACAGGAUGAUGGAGUCCCUGCGAACCCCGGCCUGUUGUGCCCGUACCACUACAGCUGUGGACUAGCUGACUGAUCAGCAGGACAGAACCCAAGCACUGUGUUUACCAGCCAACAUGGCUGCUCAAAGCCUCAAAUGUCUCUCACGUUAUCAUUGAGGUCUAUGACUGACAGAAUAAAGUGAACAGAACCAGUGUGAAAUCUCUGCAUGGGGUGAUAGAGAGAAAAUAAAGAGACGUAAUGAUUGACCAACAUCCCAUCAUAUUUGAUCAUACUUCAUCAAAUGCUGUCUAUGCUUCAAUAUCUGAACCAUUGGACAUGUAAUACCUGCAGCUGGGCAUUGCCAGUGUAUUAAAGAGGCCUCUUCAUUCAGACAUGUUCCUACAGUCAAUCACGGACUCAGUGUGGUCACAGUUAAACACCACGUGUAUAGUAUAAAGCAAUUUGAUACCAUGCUCUGUUAUGCUGCUGCUGCUGUGAAGCUUUGGGUGAAUGUGUGGGAAUAAGAAUAAACUGUAAUUUAAUAAAAGACGACCUCUACAUGACCCUUAAACUUAACCCUUCAUUUGACCAGCAGAUGGUCCUAUUCCUGACCCUGUCAUUCAACAUCCCUACUGUUCCUCUUCUCUCCCCUCUACCUGGGAGAGAGAGCAGAGAAAGGUCUUUGUACCCCUCCCCCGGCUGACUGUGGAUCCUCUUGGCGUUUGGGCUCUUGAGUGACAUGCUCUGGCAAAUGUCAGUGGGUGUCUUGCAGCGAGGGCUGUUGAGAACCAGGUUACUUCUCCCUUUGGCUGCUUCCAUGUGAUCUGUAUAAAGAUGCCCUGUGCUCACAGUUUAGUUAUUUCAGCUUUGACCAUGAUUGUCACUGACCUUUUCAGUCCAACCAACAAAAUUAAAGCUCUAGCCAGAGGUCAGGUGAGCAGGGAAGGUAUGGCAGAAACUAAAAGUGGGUUUGAGAGUUCCUGAUCUCUCUAAUACAACAGCGUAGAUCGUUUCUGGAAAAACAGUGGGCGGCUGCAGCUGAUGUUUUGUCUGUAAAUAUGGAGUUUUGUUCUGACACAGCUUCAGGCCUAGGGUUAGGUAAUGUGAUCUAUGACACUUGGAUCCUUUUGAGAAGGUGACAAACUUAUUUGGUGGUUGUUGUGGAAACUGAAUUAGGAACGGUUCAACCAACGAUGCCACCUUAGGGUUUAACAGGACAGUUUAAAGUCAAGUUUAAGGCCGCAGGUUUAAAACAGGAGGCAGAGUCAUGUUCCCAAAACACGAAUAUUCUAUUUACCAAUUUGUGUUUUUAAAUAAACCACAGUUAAUACUGGCCUGGUGGUGAAGUGCUUAUACCAUACAGGCUGAGUCUUCACUGCAGCAGUCAGGGACCCUGGACCUCUGUUGCAAAUCUUUGACUUUCCUCUUGCCUCAUCUUUCUGUCACUGCCGAACUUAGAUUAGAGAUACUGUUAAAAACUUGACCAGUAUAUUCAAAGUAGAUUCACUGUUGUCAGAUUGCGCACAAUAGGGACAGUGUUGGGUUAUUCUUGGGAGUACAAUACAAAGAACAUACAGUACGAAUCAAACAGUUCAUCUGCAAUUUUAUACGCGACUGUCAAUCUUGAGUUGGAUUCUGUUGAGAGUCCAAGACAGUGAAACUGAAAUUAACUGUGAAGAAUUAAAGAGUAUAUAAUAUUUUUCAUACAUUUCUUUAUAAACCGAAAAUUAGCUCAAAAGUGUCUAGCUAUUUUGCACAUCAGUAAACAUAAAUGAUAAAUUCAUAAAUUGUGCUGUACGUUCCGUGUGUUUCUGUACAUUCAAGAGUUUCACACAUUUUAAACUCUGAAUUCUGGGGACUAUGGAGUGAGCUAAUGUCUUAUGGUUUCAUAAAGUUCACUACUUACUAAAACUUCAGCUUUAAAGAGAGGGAGUUUUUCCAGCUUGUGAGGGGGAUUUUUGAUUAUCUACAGUAUUUAGAAAUAGAAAAGAAUUGCAGUUAAAGGCAGUGAAUGAACAUCCAUACAGGAUACUUAUACAGUGGCAGUAAAGAGUGACAAUCCUUUUCUAGUUUUUUGGUUGGUUUGAAUUGGUUUCACUGUUUUUCCAAGGAAAUAGGCAGAUCGUGGCAGAAACAGAUUUUUGAACUGUAUCAGAUUGCUUUUUACUCUGUCCGCAGUGGGAAGUACACCAUAUAGAUCCUUUUUUCUUUCACUAUAUAAUUGGUAACUGGGUCUUUUUAUUUAUCUACGCUGAACACAGUCUGGUGGAAGUUUAAACAGCACAGUCUUUGCUGUGGAUGGGAAAAAAUGGGUAACGUGCAAGUGGCAAUAUGCAUAUCACAUCAGUCAUUUCCAACCACGUCUUACUGAAUCACAGUCGUUGAAGAUUGAUUCAGGUUUUGCACACCAGUGCACAUUAACACUGUGAUGGCAGGUGUGGACACACAUGCACCCAAAGUGGAAAACAGCGUCAGUAUAAUUUGAGAUAGACAGAGUAUAAAACUUCUGUCAUGAGAAACUCUGAUUUUAAAGGCAGAAAUCUGUCACACAACACGUGCCUGGUAACUGAGAUAAUUAAAGUCUACAUGAAGCUCUGUCAGGCCAAUACAGCAAGCAAAGCCAUAAAAAAGUAUGACAAUCAGUAAUGCAUCAAAGACUGUAUGUUUACAACCAAAGGCUCUUCAGAAGUUGGUAAAUGCAGGUGAUGUGAAUGCAGCAUAUACAGCUCUGUGGAAAAGUAUUUACCCCCUUACAGAUUUCACCUGUUUUGACUUUUUUGUCACACUUACAUGUUUCAGAUCUAUUAAACAAAUGUCAGCAUCAGUCAGAGGUAAUCUGAGUAAUUACAAAAUGCACUCAUAAAGGAUGAUUUCAUUUAUUGGGGGGAAAAGCCAUCAAAACCAACCAGGUCCUGUGUGAAAAAUUUAUUGGCCCCUAAACCUGCCUGCAAUAACUGGAGAUGAGUCUUCCAUGUGGCUGUGGAGGACUUUUUGUCCACUCUUCUUUGCAGAUUUCCUCUUUGAGGGUUCUUUCAGCAUGAGCGGCCUGUCUCAGGUCAUGCCACAGCAACUAAAUCAGAUUUAAGUCCGGUCUUGAGCCCUAAAGUUCGGCUCCAUAACCUACAUGUACUUGAGCUUAAGGUCAUUAACAGAUAGCUGGACAUCUUCCUUCAGGAUUUUCUAGUAGAGAGCAGAAUUCACGGUUCUAUCAGUUAUGGAAAGUGGUCCAGGUCCUGAAGCAGCAAAGCAACCCCAGACUGUCACACUACCACCACUAUGUUUGACUGUGGGUCUGAUGGUCUUUUUCUGAAUUGCUGUGUUGGUGUGACUCCACAUAAAACAGGAUGCACACAUUCCAGAAAGUUACACUUUUGUCCAGUCAGUCCACAGAAUGUUUUCUCAGAAGUCUUGGGGAUCAUCAGGAUGUUUUUUGGCAGAUGUGGGAAGGGUUUUUUUUGGUCUUAGUGGUUUGGGCCUUGGAGCUCUCCAUUUUUGCCCAGUCUGAUUUUUUUUUUUUUUUUUACAUGGGGCCUGGUCACUUUGGAUCACUUUGGAUAACUUUUUUCCCUUAAUAAAUGAAAUAAUGAUUUAAAAACUAAAUAUUGUAUUUACUCAGGUUACUGAAUCAGAUAAGUACGAACAUUAGAGACACCAUAUGCCUAACGCAUCAUUUAAGGAGUUGGACUCUAGACUUUCAAAAUCCUCUGAUUUACGGAGAAAGCCACAGCUGUUAGUGUUGUAAGGGAAUAAAGCAGAAACAGGAGUUUGAGACUGAAAUUUUAACCAAGUUUUCCAAUGUCCCCUUGAGUCUGAUAAAAAGAUGGAUGGUGGUAUAAUCACUUUGUGUCUACUAUAAAGAUAAGGCUUCAGAAUAGAGGAGCAUUAUGACUUGAAGUAAAUAGAAACAUUACGCCUCAAUAAGAAUGCAGCUGUGACUGGUGUUGUUCUCUCAACAAUCCUCACGUGUGUCCGUUUACAGUAAAAAAAAAAGAAAAAAAGAGUCAGGUUUGGAUGUUCUCACAGGUGUUAGCUGGCUUUAAAAUUACAAGUUACCACUUUAGUACAUGAUGAAAUGUUGUGGUGAGCAGCUGCUGCAAUGUAAUAUUAUGUUUGGUUGUGCUGUCAUGUUGUUUCUGUCAAUGUUGUUUUACACUGUUGUCUAUUUAAAAAAAAAAAAAAAAAAGCCUGCAGCAGUUCUUUUCUAUUUCCUCUGCAGAGGCCCCAUCAAGUUUGUGUAGAGGCCCAAUCAUGUUUUCAGGAUUCUUGCAGGAAUUAAUGUUGAAUGUAAAUUAUCUGUCAAAUUCACCGUCUUGUUUUUGGAUGUCCAGUAUAUUUAUCCAAGUGGAAUGUGCCCAUAUGUUGGAGCCAGCAAUAAAUAUUGUGGUGUUUCACCUCA
Molecule: messenger RNA, 9361 nt
Organism: Xyrichtys novacula (pearly razorfish)
Lineage: Eukaryota; Metazoa; Chordata; Actinopteri; Labriformes; Labridae
Source: the annotation of a GenBank genome assembly